Molecule: messenger RNA, 420 nt
Organism: Suillus bovinus
Lineage: Eukaryota; Fungi; Basidiomycota; Agaricomycetes; Boletales; Suillaceae
Exons: 4
Coding region: 1-420 (139 amino acids)
Source: RefSeq, a predicted model, not a curated record
AUGCCGAAUACAAUUGGAAAGAACGAUCGAGUUCCUUCCCUAUUUCGUGGCGAAGGGUACAGUAACACUGAAAUCGUUUCUCGCCUACGCAAACACUAUGAUGCUGAUGUAUACAAUGCUUCGAUUGACCUCUUGAAAAAGCGGCACUCUCAGUGGGGGCUGAAGUCCGCUUGUGGGAAAGCCCAUGCCACCACAAGUCCUGCAAUUGAGCGAGUGCGAGCACGCUUCCACAAGCAGGCAUGUUUUACGUGCAGCGGCGUGAUUCUGGGCAGCGUUGUUCAGGCAGAAUGUAUGACGCUGGAUCUAUUCAACAAUUUUGCGCACACAGACACACACAAUACACACAAUCACUCGUUCGCAUACACACCUCACCCUAGGGACUGGGUGCGCACGGCACGUAAGGAAUACGUUCAAGAUUAA